Boleophthalmus pectinirostris (great blue-spotted mudskipper) is the source of this 1389-nucleotide messenger RNA. It is a transcript of the gene tsnax, whose product is annotated as translin-associated factor X. The record is from RefSeq and is a predicted model, not a curated record. Gene Ontology annotation, molecular function: RNA binding; sequence-specific DNA binding; RNA endonuclease activity. NCBI's taxonomy places the organism in Eukaryota, Metazoa, Chordata, Actinopteri, Gobiiformes, Gobiidae. The transcript has 6 exons. Gene Ontology annotation, cellular component: nucleus; cytoplasm. The coding region runs from base 259 to 1098 and encodes 279 amino acids.
AGUCCGUGUGAUUGCCUGCUAGUGUACCACAACAUUGAAAAAUUGACCCAUCUGCCACUUAGCUUAUCAAACGAGCUUUAUUUAAUCAACGCGGUAGGAAAUGUUAAGUUUUCCAAGAGUAAGUAGCAGAUAAGCAAUUUUUUUUCGCGAUUCUUCCGUAAUUCCGAAGCUUGACCACGAGAGUCUCAUGUUUUUAGCAUCUGCUCGUGUAGUUUUUAGAUUUCCUCCCCAGUAGCUUCUUCAACUCAACUUUCAGGGAUGAAUAAACGAGAAGGUGAAGGAUCAUCCAGUAAAAAGGCUGUGAGUGAUGCCAAUGUGAACGUGUCCUCGCCUAUCAUCGCUGCUUUUAAAGUUUUCCAGCAGGAGCUCGACACCAAACAUGACAAAUAUGAGCGGCUUGUUAAGAUCAGUCGAGACAUCACCAUUGAGAGCAAAAGGACUAUUUUCCUUUUACACAGAGUAACCAGUGUUCCUGAUGUUGAGGGGAUUCUCAGUGAAGCUGAUGUUAAACUGGAUUUGGUGAGGCAGAAGAUUGGCCUCAUUGCUGACGAGCUCAGAGGAGAGGACAUCUACCAGUUCCACAGAGCCUUCACACCUGGUAUCCAGGAGUAUGUUGAAGCUGUUUCGUUCCAGCAUUUCAUCCGCCAUCGCAGCCUCAUCAGCCUCGAGGAGAUCAACGCCCGCCUGGUGUUCAUGAGGGCAGAGAAAGAGAAUGUUAAGGUUCCUGUUGAAGCUGCUCCGGGGGGCACCCAUGUCCUGACCUUCCAGGUGACCCCCUCAGAUUACCUUCUGGGCGUGGCCGACCUCACGGGGGAACUAAUGCGUCUGUGCAUCAGCAGUGUGGGAAACGGAGAUAUCGACACGCCCUUUCAGCUCAGCCAGUUCCUCCGACAAAUCCACGAUGGUUUCUCUUACAUAGGUAACACAGGGCCCUACGAAGUGUCCAAGAAACUGCACACAUUAAGGCAGAGUUUGGGUAAAGUGGAGGACGCCUGCUACACACUACGAGUCCGAGGGUCUGAGAUCCCCAAACACAUGCUGGCAGAUGUGUUCACGAGCAGAAACACCAUUAUGGACCCAGAGGAGGGAGUGGUUUAAUCCCAUUUGCUCGGAAGCCUGGUUUUAUUAUUGUUCACUUUUAUUAAUGGGGCCUGAUUUGACAGUAUAGAGUUCUACAUCAUUAAAUCUAGUCUAGUCAGGUUGUUUCAGUAGUUAAAGGUAUAUAACUUUGAAUUUCAGGUGUUUUUUUUUAAUGCUAAAUAAAUAAAAAAUAAGUACAUGGAUACUACCCAUGGAUACAAGUAAUGGCAGACCCUAUACCAGAAAAGUAACAUGCUGCACCUUUAGUUUCAAAGUAAAUUAAUGUGUAGCCCCCCCAACAAUAGUUUU